UAACCUAUCUGUUUAACCGUGUUCAUCGUGGCACGUGUAUGUUUGAAUAUAUUGUCAUUCUAGAAAAAUUAUAAUUGUGAAGUAAUUAUUUGUGCAACUAGUGAAGAUGGCGAAGUUUCACAAAAAACAAAGCAAACGGAUGCCAGCACGAAAAAGAUAUAAAAUUGAGAAAAAAGUCCGCGCGCAUAAUCGGAAAAUGAAAAAGCAGGCAAAGGAGCAAUCCAAAAAAAAGAAACCCAAGAUGAUACAAGUACCAAACGAAUGUCCGUUCAAAGAAGAUAUAUUGAACGAAAUAGAGGCAAUGAGGAAACACAAGGAGGAGGAAAAACGUAAGCAGAAAGAGGCCGCACGAGAAAGAAAACGUGAGGAACUGGCCAAAGGUGGUCUCGAAGGAUUGGUUAAUGAAGCUACAAAUAAGCAGUCAACUUAUAAGCCAAUGGAAGUGGACUCUGCUCAAACUAAAAAUACUGCUACUAAAGAAGAAAAUUCAUUGAAGACAUAUUUUAAAGAAUUCAAAAAGGUCCUUGAUGCAGCUGACGUCAUUCUCGAGAUUGUUGAUGCUCGUGAUCCAUUGGGAACGCGGUGUAAAGAGGUAGAGGAAGCAGUCAGAUCUGCAAAGGGAGAUAAGAGAUUGGUACUAGUGUUGAACAAAGCGGAUCUAGUGCCCCGAGAAAAUUUAGACCAAUGGUUAAAAUAUCUGAGGGCCAGUUUACCAGCUGUCGCAUUUAAAUCGUCUACGCAGAGCCAAGCAAGGCGAUUAGGUAGACGGAAGCUAGGAAAAAGAACAGAGUCCAUGAUACAAAGCAACACUUGCUUCGGUGCCGAAUUGGUCUUGUCGUUGCUGGGAAAUUAUUGUAGGAAUAGCAGUAAGAUAAAGACGAGUAUUACAGUGGGAGUCGUGGGCCUUCCAAACGUAGGAAAAUCUAGCGUUAUUAAUUCUUUAAAACGCAGUAAGGCGUGCAACGUGGGAAACGUACCAGGAGUAACGAAAACGAUGCAACCUGUUCAGUUAGACUCGAAAAUAAAAUUGUUAGAUUCUCCCGGUAUAGUGUUUGCCAGUUCGAACGAGUCCGAUGAGACGUCUGUAACCCUGAAAAACGCAGUGAGAAUUGAAUCGCUCAAAGAUCCCUUCACGCCGGCGACUACAGUUUUAAAGAGGAUCUCACGACAACAGAUAAUGGAUUUAUACGAUAUGCAAGAGUUUUCGACACCGGAUGAAUUUUUCGCAAUGAAAGCAACGAGAAUGGGAAAAUUUAGGAAGGGUGGAGUGCCCGACACGCUUGCCGCUGCGCGUAGUAUUCUUGAAGAUUGGAACUCCGGAAAGAUCAGAUAUUAUACGGUACCACCUGAACAACCUGCGUGUCACAUCUCUUCCGAAAUCGUUAAUGAAAUGGCUAAGGAAUUCGAUCUCGAAAGUUUCGCCGCGGAAGAAAGAAUGAUGCUCGACAAUUUCGUGACGGAAUCCGCGAGUAAUCCAACCGUCGCAAAUCCUCUACUGAUCGAUAGUACGGGGCCUGUCACAGCUAUGGAGAUUGAAAUGCAAAAAGAAGCGGAGUACAAAGUGCAGAAGAAAUUAAAGAAAAAAUUACAAGAGACGAAGAAGGAAGUGCCUGCCGAGAGGAAGAAAAAGGUCGAUCCACUUUUCGAGAUUGAAGGCAACCAAAAUCUGGGUAAACUCAUGAAACUUCAAUUAAAGAAGGAAAAGAAGCAACGAGCGAGAAGAGAAAAAGCUGCUAUCAAGCUGGCAGGAGAGCUUGAAAACAUCAACUUUGGUACCGACGAUUACGAUUUCAAGACGGAUUUUACACCUGCAUAAGAUAUUAACAUUCAUCAUCUAUAUUAUAAAUUUAAGCACGGAUGUAUAUACGCGGUAUAUAUAUAUUACUCAAUUUGAUGAUGUGCGUACAUGUAUUAUGUACGUAUGUGUGUGUAAAAGUAACGUAAGUUACAAAUAAUAAAGAUUUAUUUGUUUCAACACAAAA
Messenger RNA from Ooceraea biroi (clonal raider ant), 1982 nucleotides. RefSeq names its product Nucleostemin 1 (gene Ns1). Gene Ontology annotation, molecular function: GTP binding. Lineage: Eukaryota; Metazoa; Arthropoda; Insecta; Hymenoptera; Formicidae. The record is from RefSeq and is a predicted model, not a curated record. Gene Ontology annotation, cellular component: nucleolus.